AUGGCUGUGUCGACGUUAACGGAAACAUAUUUUGUUAGUGCCAAAUUAUUUAAACUGAAAUUUGUUUUUGUACUCCUCGCAACUACUUUAACUUGCUGUGAUGCAAAGCAAGCAGGUGAAAGUACCGCAAAUACACGCGUUAAGCGCAUAGUGGGCGGACGCCUUUCGAAGGCGCCACCUCCUGACGAUCCGGUCGUUUUCACACGCGCCUUUAAUCGUGAUGCGCGCGUCGAGGGUUUUCGCAAUCCAGCAACUGGCAUUUACUCCUUUCUCGGUCUGUAUUAUGCCGAACCACCUGUUGGUCGCUUACGUUUUGCGCGCCCGGUUUACAAGCGCAUGGCUGGUGAUAUUAACGCCACACAAUUUGGACCGCCCUGCAUUCAACCCUAUCCAUAUAAUAAUCGUCACGUAGUCGGUAGUGAGAACUGUUUACUGCUGAAUGUUUAUACGCCUCAUAUGCCUGAUGAAACUACUGGACUGCCGGUCUAUGUCUGGAUACAUCCGGGUGGUUUUCGGUUUGGUUCUGCCGCGCAAUAUGAUGCUACGCCAAUGGCUAGACAAGGUGUUAUAGUCGUAACACUACAAUAUCGGCUUGGUUCCUUAGGUAUUAUGGGUGAUGGCACCAAAGAGUUCGAUGGCAAUUUGGCAAUCUUCGAUAUGGCUACCGCAUUGCGUUGGGUUAACGAUUAUAUUCAACACUUCGGCGGUGAUCCACGUCAAGUUAAGGCUAUUGGUCACGGUUCGGGCGCAGCGUGUGCAAUGUUUUUGUCGAUGUCUCGCACGGCACGCAGUGCCACUGAUAUUUCAGGUGUGGUCGCGAUGUCGGGUACAGCGUUGUCCCAAUAUGCAACAGAUAAGGAACCGCUGCAGAGUGUGGAGGAAGUGGCGAAAAUUAAUGGCUGUCCCACAAAAAACGAGCUGACGAUCGUGGAGUGCAUGAGAGAGAAAUCGGCCGAGGAUAUCAUACAAAAUGACUCGAAAGUCCAAACGGAGCGUCUUGCAGGUCGUGCCAUUGUCAAAGGACUAUCGGGCAGUGUUGGUUUCACGCCACACAUCGAAGGUAAAAACGAUGGACGUGGCUUACCCAGCUUGAUUGUGGACGAACCGGAGCAACAGCUACGCAGUGGCAGUUUCACUCCUGUACCGUUAUUAACAGGCGUCACAAAACAUGAAACCGCAAACGCUGUGGGAAUUGGUACACUUAAUCGGAUCUUUGGUUCCGCACAACAAUUUCUCAAUUCACUUAGCGGUACUUUGAAAGACCUUUCUGGAUUUUUGCGCAUUGAUAAAGUCACUGGAGAGAUACUACAACCUAUACUACCCGGUCUAACGGAGGCAUUGACGCCCACACUCAACGAUAUUCUAAAAGUGCCUGAGACAUUGAGUCUGGAUGAAGUGUUGGCGAAGGUCAUUGACACCAGCACCGAUAUAAUUUUCAAUCUGCCGGCUGUUUUAACUUUACAAGUUUGGUCUGAGUUGGCGCCUUCCUUUAUGUAUAGCUUCGAAUAUAAUGGCACUCGCACGAAGGGUAUACAUUUUUUGCGUGGCCUGCCGAUCGUUUCCGAGUAUGCUGAUAACAACAACACAGAGUUGGUGGCGCAUGGCGACGAACUUGGCUAUAUGUUCGAUGCGAAUGAUCUCUUCGGUAAUCCCAUACCAGAAGCACAGCUUAUCGAUCAGGAGGACUUGAAAGUGCGUCAAAACUUAAUCGGUAUGUUGGUGACGUUCGCUAAGUCAUUUGGUAAGGAUAGUACGAAAGAGCCUGCCGGUGAUUCGAUCUUUAAAAGCGUAGUUGGCAAAGAGGUGCCUUUCAUAAAAGUAGAUACGGACAUAAGUACCAGUAGUGAUUUCCGUUUUUGUGAGCUCUCUAUGCUCGGCGCUUCACUAACGCCGAUAACUUCAACCACUUGCCAGGGUUUGGGCAAUUUACGUAGUUUGUUGUCACCCUUGCAGAUUGGCAACUGGCUUGACGCUGGUAGCUCUGCUAUAGGUGGGAAUCGGAGAACUAGCGGUCAGCCGAAUAUUGGCGUUCCACUGAUUGAUGCUAAUGGUCUUUUCGGUUGA
Bactrocera tryoni is the source of this 2064-nucleotide messenger RNA. RefSeq names its product carboxylesterase 1D-like. Lineage: Eukaryota; Metazoa; Arthropoda; Insecta; Diptera; Tephritidae. Gene Ontology annotation, cellular component: cell surface; postsynaptic membrane; synapse. The transcript has 3 exons. Bases 1 to 2064 code for a protein of 687 amino acids. Gene Ontology annotation, biological process: neuron cell-cell adhesion; postsynaptic membrane assembly; presynaptic membrane assembly. Gene Ontology annotation, molecular function: signaling receptor activity; neurexin family protein binding. The record is from RefSeq and is a predicted model, not a curated record.